AUGCCAGAUAGCGACUUGACUUCAGUGGUUCCCGCCCAGCUCUCAUGCCUUGCGAUAUACAACCCCCUCCUCGGACCGACAGACGAAACUAUCGGUGAUCAGGUUGUUUUCUAUACGUCCAGAACAGAGCGAUCACGACGAAAUGAACGAUCAGCAGGUGGUAACGACGAUACAAAGUUUACUGAGGCGCAAAAUGAGAGAUUGCGCCAGAUAGGACUGGCGCAGGGAAUGGUCAGCUUCGCCAGGAAUUUCUCUGAGGGUAAACCGGUCGAUUAUGUGGAGACAGAAAAAUCGACCGUCAUACUACAUGAGUUGGAGGAAAAUUGGUGGAUACUAGCAUCAAUAGAUCUCACUAGGCUUCCCAAUGAAUCAGCAAGUACCGCUGCCUCCCAGCAAGAUACGUCCGGUGCUUCUCCUGUCUAUUACUCCUCGAGAGAGAUCUGUCCGCCGCAACUCUUGAAACAACAGCUACGCCGGGCUCACUCCAUAUUCCUCCUUCAUCAUGAGCUUACGCUUCAGCGUCUGUACGACCGUGUUGGAAGGUCCUCGUUUUGCAUUUUUCUUGAGCGCUUUUGGAGCAAAUUUGCAUGGAGCUGGGACAUUCUCCUGACUGGGAACCCCACCGUUGAAUUAUAUAACGGCAUAAAGCUUUCUGCUGGCGGCGAGCUUGGCAUCGGAGUGGGCGAGGAAGAAUGGGGAAGUGGGGAGAGAGAGGUUCUUGAGGACUAUGUGCUCAGAACAGACGGCCUAGUGGAUCUAGUCGUCUCCCGGUUCGGCGAUCCUUCUUCCGCCGCGGAGAAUUUAGCAACGACAAAGAGGUCUGAGGAUCCUGCCGAUGCAGGCGAAGAUCAGGGAAGUUGGCUUGGUUUGGACGUCUACCCUCGUCCAUCAGAUGGUGUCACAUUCUCCGGAGUCGGUAACAUCUCGAGGUCUUCUCUGGUACAGGUCUCUCAGUGGAUGGAAUGGAUCUUUAGAUAUGGGUACGAUGCGUAUGGGGUGGAUGAAGACCCGACGUCACCGCGACGACGAAAACGCCGGAGGGGACAUCGUGGUCGAUCAGCUGCGAAAGCUCUCUCAGCUAGUACCGACAAAUCCCAAUUGACGACAAAGCGCAGCUUUGCCCCAGGGAUACCCCCUCCCCUCGUAGUAGGAACAUCGAAAGCCGCACAGGAGGCCGGACAAGGGACACCGCAAAGUAGCAGUGACAGCUCCCCAUCCAGGGGCGACAAGGGCAGCGAUUGGAUAGGUCUUGGAUCAGACACUCUGGUCAAAUAUCUCACAUUCGGAUACGGGUCGUCUUGGAGCUUUUCGUCCAGCACAACCAGCACACAUCCCCGCGUUGAGGCACUGAAGCGGGAAGAGACUGGGUCGGACGUGAGGAAAGAGCACCAGUCUUCUGACUAUGCCAAGGAAGCAUCUGAAGAAAGCGCACCGAGGCUUAGCAACGACACCAAACCCAAGGACCAGGCGAAUGGAAAAUUCAUUAUCGGUCUACGUGAUGUCUCUGACAUUGUGGACUACCAAUCUCCUGAAGAUAACGCCGGAAACGACUCAACAGCCAACUUGAUAGUCCAGCGGACUCUGCAUGUCCAACGAGCUGGUCGUUCAGGACAAAGCACAGCAGGCGAUACAGAAUCCGUUGAGCUGCGGGUAGUGGUUUAUGCCAAUCAACCUUUUAUAUACACCUUCCUUUUCGAGCCUCAAGCGCCGUCCUUGAACGAUGUUUCCCUCUACCAAAACAUUCAUCAACAACUCGCUCCCCUCCAGAGGCAACUGAUCAACUCCACAUCGCCUGCAAAUGCCGCAGAACGCAUUUUCAUGUCCGAGAAUACGCUCGACUUCAACAAACGCUUUUCAACCAAGAGCCUACCGGUCUACGAUCUCGUUUACGACCCCACAAAUCUGACCAUCCGUUCUUCUAUUCCGAACAUUCCGGACCUCGGAUACCCCUCUCUGGAGACCUCGUCAUGGUCCCGCGUCGAGAGUCUCAACAUUCACCAGCGCCUCCUGAGCACAUACGCCGAAACCAGGCUGCGGCCCCUCGAACUCGAGCGAACAUGCAAGACCAGUCGCGGCUGGUGGAUCGUUUGGGUACGAAUCACUGACGCACAACUCCCGGACCAUCAAGAUGAUCACGAUUCAAGUGUUAGCCAAGGCGAAGGUUUUUCUCCCCCUCCCGCACGGGAAGCAUUCCUGGUCCGCAAAGCAAGCGACCACGUCUCGGCAUCGGGGCAUGCUCGCGGUGGUAGCGGGACACGAUUCUUCAGAGAUCUUGGGGGUGCCUCAUCACCGGGACGGCAAGCCUCCCGCUCUGAGACGGGGCCGGGCAAACUUGUAGAGGGGCUGGGCCUUGAUGCGAGACGAUAUAUAGAGAAUCUACUAAGCCUGAACAGAUAA
Molecule: messenger RNA, 2397 nt
Organism: Aspergillus viridinutans
Lineage: Eukaryota; Fungi; Ascomycota; Eurotiomycetes; Eurotiales; Aspergillaceae
Exons: 4
Coding region: 1-2397 (798 amino acids)
Biological process (GO): vesicle-mediated transport
Cellular component (GO): intracellular membrane-bounded organelle; Mon1-Ccz1 complex
Source: RefSeq, a predicted model, not a curated record